Vollenhovia emeryi is the source of this 624-nucleotide messenger RNA. RefSeq lists its product as uncharacterized. Gene Ontology annotation, molecular function: nucleic acid binding. The coding region runs from base 1 to 624 and encodes 207 amino acids. Gene Ontology annotation, biological process: DNA integration. The transcript has 2 exons. The record is from RefSeq and is a predicted model, not a curated record. NCBI's taxonomy places the organism in Eukaryota, Metazoa, Arthropoda, Insecta, Hymenoptera, Formicidae.
AUGACCCAUGUAGAUUUCGCGGGACCCUUCAUGGGGCAUACGUUUUUCAUUCUGGUCGAUGCGUUUUCAAAGUGGCCUGUAGUCUAUGUUGUCAAGGAUAUGUCAACAGCGCAUACAAUUUCUGUAUUGAAUGAAAUAUUGGCGACUUUUGGUUACCGUAAAAUGUUGGUAUCAGACAAUGGAAGAACAUUUAUUGCGACAGAAUUCAAAGAAUUUUUAGAAAAACGUGGCAUUAAGCAAAAACUAACUGCUCCGUACCACCCUGCGACAAGCAGUCAAGCGGAACGUUUUGUACAUAUGUUAAAACAAGCACUUAAACGCAAAAGUGGUACAGGAAGUAACGUAAGGAAGUCUUUACAGGAGAUGCUAAUGCAGUAUCGUUCGAUGCCAUAUACAACGACGGCAGAGGAGGUAGAAAAAGAAAGUUUUGAUAGCUACGGUCCGACAGAGGAAGUAAUUGAAACACCGGUGCAAGGAACUGAUAUGAACAACCAAGCAGAGGACGGCCCACAAGUGUUGCCUAACAUACCUAUACUAGAUAAUGCGAGAAUGCGUGAGCAAACUGAAAUUCCGUCUAUGCGUCGAUCUUCUCGUUUAAGAAAGCCGCCCAAACGACUCGCGUAA